UGAAAGGGAACUUUUGCAGCGGGUUACAUUUGCAGUCACCUCGGUGUUUGCAAAUAUUGAGUAGGCUUCUCAGCAACUAUCUUCUGGAGCGCGAGCGAGCGAGCGAGCGAGCGAGCCCCAGGAGUGGGAAGGCAAUCUCAACAGCAAGCAUCGAGGAGACUGCAAAAAGCUACAGAAAUAGCGAAAACAACAAAAGCCAAACCAGCAAAAAGAAGAAGAAGGGGCCCCCCAAAAAACAAAAAAAACCUUUGAUCUAUUGCUGUGCAAUUAAACUUUGCAUGAAACUUUGCUUUUUUUUUAAUAUAUAUAUUAUUUAAAAUAUAUAUACGUUUAUAUAUAUAUAUGCACAUAUAUAUAAAUAUAUACAUAUAUUUAAAAAAAAACUUCGUCUGAAAUUCUGAACAGGAAUUUAAUAUAUAUAUAUAUAUACUUAGCCGUAAAUUGCUGAUUUUUUUCCCACCCCUUUAAGGUACUUUCUGCUGGGUGAUAUUUUCCCUCCCCCUUUUUUGUGAUAUUUUUUUUUGCUUUGAUUUCGGUGGUCUUUGGAGGAGGAGGAGAAGGAGGAGGAAGUGAGACUUUUUGUAAAUAGCUGGUCGUAUUUCUGUCACCAUCACCUGCUGUGGCGACUUCAGCUGAGAGCCGGAGCCCGAGAACCUCCUUCGCGCUGCUCCGCUCUUCCGACCUGCGGAGAAAAAGACCCCAGCGAUCGGACGCUAGUCUUUGCCGAGGGGCUCCUGGUUGCAACUUUUCUUCCCUACCCGUCCCCCCUUCCCCCCCACCAGAGGCAUGGAUGUACUUCCAAUGUGUAGCAUCUUUCAGGAACUCCAGAUUGUUCACGACACUGGUUACUUCUCCGCCUUGCCAUCUCUGGAGGAAUACUGGCAACAGACCUGCUUAGAGCUGGAGCGAUACCUUCAGAGUGAGCCCUGCUACGUGUCCGCCUCUGAGAUAAAAUUUGACAGUCAGGAAGAUUUGUGGACCAAAAUUAUUUUGGCACGGGAGAAAAAGGAGGAAUCUGAACUAAAGACAGCAAGUGCUCCAAAGGAGGACAACCUUAAUAAUCAGACUUUAGAGACUAACAGUUUGAAUUCUGAUAUCAGUAGUGAAUCUUCAGAUAGUUCCGAGGAACUUUCUCCUACAACAAAAUUUACCUCGGAUAUCAUAAAUGAUGUCUUAAACUUGGCCAGUGCUGGAAACUUGAAUUCAUCUGUCACUUCUACUCCUCCUUCUUCCCCUGAGCUGGGCAAGGAGCCAUCUUCCCAACCAUGGAAUUGUGCCCCCAGUGAAUUGCAUUCACCUGGCAAAAUCCGUACUGGUACUGGUGGAAAGACUGUGGAGAAAGGUACCCUGGUCAGUGGUGAUGCCUCUCCUGAUGGGAGGAGGCGGGUUCAUCGCUGUCACUUCAAUGGGUGCCGGAAGGUUUAUACCAAAAGUUCACAUCUGAAAGCACAUCAGCGUACCCAUACAGGAGAAAAGCCUUACAGAUGCUCAUGGGAAGGAUGUGAGUGGCGCUUUGCAAGGAGUGAUGAGCUAACCAGACAUUUCAGAAAGCACACGGGUGCAAAACCUUUUAAGUGUAAUCACUGUGACAGGUGCUUCUCCAGGUCUGACCAUCUGGCUCUUCACAUGAAGAGGCAUCUCUGAAUGAUUGGAAGCUUGAAUCCUGUGGGCUAAGAGGCAUCGAGGUCAAGAUGGCCUUGGAUGAAAGGAUGCAUAUUCCAGCCAAAGCAUGCCAUUUUGCACCCUAACUCAGUGGCCUCCAGGUCCUCUCUUCCAUGGAAGGUUUUUAGAGGGCUAGAUAAGUCAUGUAAGAAAUGGCUGCAGUGACCAUAUAUGGUGCAGGUCUCCAGCCCAGGGGACCAAACCUUUCCGAAUGGCUUCCGACGCCUUCUGCCGUGAGCGAACUGGGAGUGUUAAUGAAUGGACAACUUGUGUGUUAUGGAGGAUCUACUGGAUGACUGGAUGCUGAGGCACAUUUUUUUAAAGAAAAAAAAAACAUUUGUUCCUUGUUGUUUUCUAACCGUAAGAGAGAAAAAGCUGUCUGAACGUGGGAUUAUUUUUUUUUUUAAUUUUAUUUUUAAUUUGGGGUGGGUGGGUGGCGCAUGUGAAGAGUGUUAUGUAAGAUGGAAGGAUGCACAUCCUUUUGAUGGGGGGAGGGGGAAAUGGUGUCUGCACCUUUUUUUCCCUUUUUUUUUUGUUUUCUGAAGGGGGAGAUGGAAGGGAGGGAAGGAAGGAAGGAAGAAAAAUCAGAAUAGAGAAUAUCGGCAUGGGUCCCUAUCCUGUGUGAAAGGAGAUUUUGGUGUCUGGUGCAGCUAUUAAAUGUGCAAUGUCUCCCGUAGCUUGUCUGACUUGCUACAGAGCUCAUUUGUAAUCCAUUGUAUAAGCUGUGUAUUUACAAUAUAACACAACCUAUAACUUUUUUCAUUAUAAUACAAAGGUUAUUGCAUGGUUCUGGAGAACUAGAUGCUUUCCCAUUCUGUAAUCAGGACUGCCAUUUCUCUUUCUCCCUCUCCCUCUCUCUCUCUCUCUCUCUCUCUUUCUCUCUCUCUCUCUCUUUCUCAACUCCGGUUCAAAGCUGCUACACUGCAAUUGGUUUAAUGUUACAUAACAUACCAAACCCAAAUAGUGUUCCCCCCCUUCCUUGAAUUACUUUUUGCUUUGUCCUAUUGGGUGGAUAAAACCACUGUAGGUUAGAGAUGGAUAUUAAAAAAACAAAAAAGGAACUCGUGCAGCUGUUUUCCCCAUUGCCUCAACACCUACCUUCUUAUCUUUUAUUUAUGCCUUGAGGUCUAAUUUCUGGUUUUCUACCUGUUAAUGCACUGUUGACCUUAAUAAUGGUGCCUUAUGCAAAUUGAACUUCUCUUUUGGGAGGUCUUAUACAGGGGUAUGAAUGAUAUAUGCUUUAUUAAGGCUCUCUUUUCACCUGACACUUGUACUGUAUCAAAUGUACAUUAUGAAGAGGUGGGAAGACCAAUAGCUGGUAUUCUGGGUGAUCCCCCAUAUAAACAUCUGUACUGAAAAAAAUUCAUGGCAUAAUCCAACAAAGAAUGCAUCCCUGAGUCCAUCUUUUCACAAGGUUGGUCUUGCACAACCUGCCCCUGUCCCACAACCUUCCCUCUUCCUAGUCAAGAAAUUAAUGAAAAGAAAUCCAUCCAUUCCUCCCUCCACCAAAAAAGAUCCUGUAUUCAGGAUGCUGUAUUUUGCUCAUGCAUUUUUAAAACCGCAGGAGUAACAACAACAACAACAACAAAGAUUUCUUAAAAGGCACAAUGUCCACACUUGUAUAUGUAGCUUCCCCUUAAUUAAAAUGGAAAGUAAACAAAAAAAAAUAAAAAAGCAAAAAAAAAAUAAUUAUUAUCAAGUGGGCAGGAUAUCUAUAACGUAUGUAUAUAUAUAUUUGUGUCUAUAGUAUCUGUAGCUGUGAGUGUGCGUGCAUGUAUAUUUGUGUGUGCGUGUGCGUGUGUGGGUGUGUGGGUGUCUACAUCUAUAAAGUAUAUAGAUAAUAUAUUAUUUUUAAGGAUUGUAUUGAGUUCUUUGCUGUAAAGUGUCAUAGCCUAUGAGGAGUCUUCCUCUUCCUGCAUUUCGUGGAGAAGAAGCAAACAAAAGUUAGCUUAUUAUUAUUAAUAUUACUAUUAUUAUUAUUACUGUUUGUAAACUUCUUUUAGCAGAGACCUGAAAAGGAGGAGGAGCUUCGAUCGGUGUGCACAGUUUUUAACAAGAGAAGGCAGUUAACUUCCCUAUCGAUAGGCACUUUUGCACACUCAAAAAUUUCUUGGUGUUCAAACAAAGUGCACUGGAGUCCCUUUGCAGAAACGGGACUUAAAUGGUUUCUGUUGGUUUUCUUCCACUUAUUAUUUCUUAAAUGCAGGACACUUGGCUGCUUUCAAGAAGAAGAAAAGGUCCUUUUAAAAGCUCUAAGAAGGUUAGCUCCUUUCUCCUAUGUUCAUCCAAUAAUCCUUCUUUGGCCCUUCGUCUGUAGGCUUUGGUUUUUGCUGCCCUCUGCUUCUUCUCUUGCUAGUUCAUGCUAGUUGAUGGUGGUCAGUGGUUCUUCAUCUCCCCCUCCCAAAAGGGCAUUUAAUUGGAACACCAAGGGCUAAGGAUGCCUGCUUAGCCAUUUCUGCAUCGAUAACGGGAGCAAUCCAUUGAGGGCUACUUAAAAAUGGACACUUUCCACUAAGACAACGACUCUCAAACUCUCCGUUUCUGUCCUCUAAGCUUAUUGAGAAGAUGUAGAAAUGUGCUCCUUGAUGGUGAAAUUAUUCCUACGGGUAUUCUACCUUUUAGCUGAAUUCGCAAGGCAGUUUUAUGAGAUGUUAGAAAUAGUUGUUCUCCAAACAUUAAGCCCAGUGUGUUUUUCAAGCUGCUUUCCACAAGUACUAGCUUGUUUCUUGCUAUUCGGGGAAGCUUCCCCCCCCCCUCCUGAAGAUGAUGGUGAAUAUUAAUAGUCCCCUAACCAUGUCCAAAUCCAUUUUAUCCGAGGCUGAGAUAUAUAUAUAUAUAGGCCUACAUUUAUCUGCAUUGUGUUUUGAAUUUUUAUAUGCUCAAAAAUGCACUUUUUAAGUUCUUUUUUAAAUUACCCCAAGAAAACAUUUUAUUAUCUACGGAUUACGGAAGUCUAAGAGAAGUGUGGCGCUUCAUACAUGCAGGGCACUUUUUACCGCAUUCUUGAGAGAUGCCAUUUCAUAGACAAAACAAUACCGUAGAUCGGAAAAUUCCUAUCUGCAUG
Thamnophis elegans (Western terrestrial garter snake) is the source of this 4726-nucleotide messenger RNA. It is a transcript of the gene KLF6, whose product is annotated as Kruppel like factor 6. The transcript has 4 exons. The coding region runs from base 787 to 1644 and encodes 285 amino acids. Gene Ontology annotation, molecular function: DNA-binding transcription factor activity, RNA polymerase II-specific; RNA polymerase II cis-regulatory region sequence-specific DNA binding. Lineage: Eukaryota; Metazoa; Chordata; Lepidosauria; Squamata; Natricidae. The record is from RefSeq and is a predicted model, not a curated record. Gene Ontology annotation, biological process: regulation of transcription by RNA polymerase II.